UGCUCGAUGCGUCUUUCCACUGGAGCAAGUGCAACAAGUUCAACAAGACAGCAACAUUUCUAUUACAGUAAUUCAACAACCAGAUACCAACAUUUCCCCGCCCGUGCACCACUAGCAGCGAUCACACCCGCGGUAAGUAUUCCCGGCGCACAGGUGAACCUGCCUUCCCACCAUCCCAUAAUCCCGCUUGAUCUCCCGCACACGUACGUCUCCACAUACAGCUCCCUCCAUACACACACACUGGCACAUCCGGACAAUAAUUCUCUCGAGACGACAUCCAGCUACUGGUGUGUGUCCAACCACUUUCCGCAUUCUCCGAAAAAAGUGGGAUCUUCCGCUGUGGAAUAACCAAAACCUUGUGUGUUUUCUUCCCAAUCGACUAUUGUUUCAUUACGUCAUCUUAUGGCACGAUGAAUCCGGCGUUGGUCAUCCGUUGUCGGCCGGCAUUGGUAAUGUGUCGUUGUCCAUGGGUUGCGGUGCAUCCUCGUUAGCGGCAGCCGCGGCGGUUGACGGCGGCGCGGAUCAACCACCCCCGUCCUCCAUGCAGUCAUGCCUCUCGUGGCCAUCGCGUGUCUUCCUCAACCGCUCCCGUGUCAGCAACGGGAAGGAUGCCCCCAAGAAAAUGCCCAAGAUCAGUAUCCGGGUGGGCAUGAAUGUUACCCGCCCCGGUCCGUAUCUGGGCCCCAAGAUCAUCUUCAUCUUCGGCGGACCCGGGACGCAUAAGGGCCGCGUGGUCGAUGAUGUCGCUCAAAUGUUCGGCCUGACCGUGAUAUCGGGCGAAGCCCUUCUCCUGCAGCACGUGCUGGACCGGGUGGCCUCCAGUACGUCGCUACGCGAUGCUAAUUCGCACAAUAAUGUCAAGGCGACGGCGUUCGGCGGCGCGAUCGGCAGUACGAUGCUGGCGGAGACCGGCAGUAUCCAUUCGGGCAGUCUGGCGGCGCUGGGCAGCGCCCGUCCGCGGCGCGGCAGUCUGCCUACCUCCGACUCCAAGUCGUCGCUGCGGGUGGGCGAUAAGGAGGAUGGCGAGCGCAGCGAGGUGGACGAGAACGAUCGCAUUAAUACCGGGCCGGAUAUGCGCGGAUUACAGGAUAUUCUGCGGGAAUACUCCUCCAGCAUCACCCUGGACUGGCUACUGCAGCUGGUGUCCGACGAGAUUGAUCUGGGUGUGUCGCAUAAUGUCAGCGGCUUCCUGGUGGACCUCAUGCCUAAUAUGCGCCAUUUGCUCAAAUGCGAGACGCUGAUUAAGGACUGCUGGGAUGAGAUGGAGAAGCUGGAGGAGAAGUACCCGGUGCUCUUCUCCAUUGAUCUUGCCGUGCCACAGGAUAAACUGCCGAAGAGCGAGGGGAAGGGCGGCUCGAAGGAUAAGAAGACGAAUGCGGACGGGUCGGAGGCCAGCACGUCGGACGAGAUGGACUCGUACCGCAUGCAGCGCCGCUACGCCCUCUACGAGUCGGCCGUCCUCAAUUUCCUGCAGUACUUCCGGGAGACCGGCCGGCUGGUCAGUGUGGACGCCAGCAGCGGGGUGCCGGACCUGAUCUGGCAGAAGAUCAGCGACUUCCUCAUCCAUAUGGACUUUGUGCCCAAGCGGGCCGUCAACUGUGUGAUUGUCUUUGCCUUCGACGAGGACGCCUUCGUCGGCAUGGAUAUCAGCAAGUACAGGAUGCUGCGUAUCCGUCUGGCCAGUCUGGCCGACAACCCCUUCGCGCCCAUCGAGGACCUCAUCCGCAAUCUGUGCCGCUUCAUCGACAUCUCGGCCAACAUCGCCAACGCCUUCGCCGUGGAGCUCUACGGCACCUCCAUCGACCGGCACAUCCUCAACAGCGAACACUCCAAGCACAUCCUGCGCAAGCGCAAGCUCUUCUUCUGCGAAGUGGAACAGGUCACCCUGGACCGCUACAUCACCUUCGCGCCCAACGCCCUCAAACGCUUCGGCGCCAAGCCCAGUCUGGCGUCGCGGCGGUUUCAGUCGGUGUGCCUGCCGGAUCAGGCGGUCUGCCUCUUCCCGCUGGACACCGAGCCCAUGCUGUGCCGCAUCAUCGCCGCCCACGUCGGCCAAGUGAAGAGCGACCGCGAGCCGGAGUACAGUCGCCGGCCCCCGCCGACCGCCGCGGGGGAGGGCGGGACCGGGGGGCGGCGGGGGUCCGCGGGGGGGAUUACCUUUGCCGUGCCGUCCAAAGCCACGCCCAAUGGUGUCCAGCACCGGAGAUAG
This is a messenger RNA of Paramacrobiotus metropolitanus, 2209 nucleotides long. RefSeq lists its product as uncharacterized. NCBI's taxonomy places the organism in Eukaryota, Metazoa, Tardigrada, Eutardigrada, Parachela, Macrobiotidae. The record is from RefSeq and is a predicted model, not a curated record. The transcript has 6 exons. Bases 467 to 2209 code for a protein of 580 amino acids.